CUUGCUAGGAGGAGAUGCACGGAGGAAGCGAGCAACAAGUGCUGGCACUUAGGCACUCCGGGGAGCUCGCACCAGCAGCGGGCUGCGGUGGCUCCUUGCCGCCCGCCCUCCCUCUCUGGCACACAUGUAACACGAAACUUCCUAUCUCCAGGACAACCAAUAACAAAAAAAAGGCAGAGACAACAGCUGGCUGUCAGCAGCAGAGCAGAGAGGAGCCGAGCGAGGAGCGAGACACAAGCCAGGAUGAGGGGAGAGAUGACGUGAAAGUUUAAGAAGACAGAAAGAAAAACAAGAGGAGAAGAAGAGUUCGUGGCGCCGCUGGGAAAUCCCAAAGCAGUGAGAGCCCUUGGAACCAGUGUGCAGGAAGUACAGUCGAGCAGAAAAACAUUUGCUUCCUCACAGCCAAGAGCAGAAAACACAAAUCUCUUCACCUCUGCCUGCACCGCCAUCUCUUGGAAUGGAAACAAAACUAGAAACCUGCUGACACAGAAUCCCACAGCACUGUGCAAAGGAUAAAGCAGCCAUUUCUGGAGCAGCUCAUUUAGGCAUACAGCCUGGAGAGGUUGAGCCAGAAUGUCUUCUGAAGGCUUUCUAAAGGAAAUGCAAACCAUUGGUGAGAAGUUUCUCCUUAAGCUCCAGAAACUGCCCAAGGCUGACCCGGUGGAGAUUGUGUCCUUUUGUGUGGUUCUUCUGUUUAUUGUUACUGUUCUGCUGCUCAUGAUCAUUGCGUGCAGUUGCUGCUGCUAUAGCUGCUGUAGCUGCGACGGACGUACUGACCACAGACGUAGGAAGAUCCAAGUCCGCCCAAUUGCCCAUUCAUGAAGUGCAACAAGAGGUGACACAACCUACUACCGAGGACAUGCAUGGACAUCAUGAUUCAGUCCUAUGGGAGUGACUUUCUACACUAGCUCACUGAAAAUGGCAAUAACAAUAUUAAUUAAUAUGACUCAGAGGACCAGAAAUCACAGCAUGGAAUUCCUUCUUUCUGUGACAACCACUACUGGGCUCUGUGGUGUGACCAGAAAGGUAAAGCUACUUUACCAUCACUGUCUCCCUCUUCUGGGGUGUGUGUGGGGGUGGUGUGCAUGGACACAUGCUGCUGAGAAAACAGACACGCUUUCCCAAUGACAGCCCUGCAGCUGGGGCAGCCAAGGAUUCCCUUUGUGAGCAUGGAGCCACAGACCAAAGCAGAGAACACGUACACUGCCACAUGCUAGGCAGUGCCUACUCUCUUCACAAGUGGCUAAUCCACAAGGAUGAUGCUGGGCACUAGCAAAACCCACUGACAUCACUGGGAAGUCCAUAUGCUCAAUACAUCUUGGAUCAAGCCCAAACCUGCUCUCUCUAAAGCCACCUGCAACAGACACGUUUAGGUGAGAUGUCUGCUGAAAACAACAAAUUGUGGACCUUCUGAUCCAGAUGUGCCGGCUGAGGCUCUGAGUACAGCUGGUAACAAAUGCUCCCUGCUUUAUUUCAUUGGUGUUGCAAUGAUGUGAAAUUGCCAAAGAGAAAAAUCAGAUCACGUGCAAUACCCUUUGUAAGCAGAAAGAUGAAAGCAAAAGGGAAAAACUCACCAAUGCUGUGGCUUAAUUUGAUCAUUCUGCUGCUGAACAUGCUCCCUCCCCACCCCCCACCAUGGUUCUGCUCUUCUGCUUAUUGCAGGUGAAUGGUUCUUACAGAGCAUUGGAGUUACAGGAGAUGAACAAAUCCCUAUCCUUACUUGAGGGACCUGUGUGCCUGACUCCCUGCACUGUGUGCAGUUUAUUUUAGUGGACAUAAACAUUAUGCUUAAGGUAUGUUUAUUAGCAUACACAAAGGCAUUUCAGAGGAGUGACAUACAGUACGGUAAUUGUCACUUCUGGCUAUACAAGCAGCAGCUGACAGCGGGCAUUGUGACAAAGCAGAGCGAAGAAUGGGUUGUAUGGCUGAAGUUAACAAGUGCAAAUAAAUCCCUUUUCCAUGCUGCAGCCACUGUGUAUGUUUGGUUUACACUUCGGUGAACUUCAGAAAGGGAUUUAUGUAAGUACAAGGCUAUGGCGGAGGUCACGACUUUCAUAACUGGGACAGCCAAACAGAAGACCAUCGUACUGCAGCUAACUCUGUAAGCCACUGGUCCUUCAGCCCCAAAUGUGAAACCAACCACCUUUAUGAGAAGGCAACUUCCAUGCUAGCUCUACAAGUCUCCAGGUGCGGUAAGGAGGUCCCUCACCACAGGCUAAGCUCUCUUGGAGAGUGUGCAGAGAAGGCACCAGAAGAAACAUCGACUACAAACACAACAGCUUCAGCAGGCUGGAAGCCAGCAUGUCAUCAGUGCAAGAGGCAUCCUCAGUUCUGGAAGACCUAAAGAGACUGAUUGUAACAAGUGACUGGUCUCUUGGAGGGCUAGUGGUGAUCAGCACCUUCUGUCUUGUUUUUGUUGUUCUCCUCUUAUUUGCUGCCAUCUUUGGGUGCUGUUCAUCUCCAAGGCACAAACAGAGUGGUGCAUAAACAGUGAAGCUGAGACACAGUACUUUGAGCCCUGCAGCUAAGCAAGAAUCAGCCCAGCUACAACCUGACUGUGGUGUUCAUAGAAAGCUUUCUCAUCUUCUCUCCCUGGGUGGUUAUUUCUCCCCAUGAAACUUCCCUGCAUCAAGAGCAAUGCACCAAUGCCAACAAGUUGUUCUGCAAGUCCACAGCAAACUCAAUACGUAAGGUUAUUUGUAUUCAGGAACUGCAUGACUAGCCAAAUACCAAAGUCAACUCAUCUCUGCCCGAUUUUCAUCUUUUCAAACCACUGGUUAAGGGUGGCAAAUGGUCAAUCACCACCUAAAACUGAUAAAGAUGUCUUCCACUGCUGCAGUUACAUGGGUUUUUUUCCAUCUUGCAAAUGGGCAAGAGGAAACUCUGACCAGCAAAAUCUUUGUCUAAAUCCACUCUCUAAAAGCAGCUUAUACCAUUGUUCUCCUGUCUUACUCGAACAAUAGCCUAAAUAUACUAUGCAAAAACGUGCUUUGCCAAUAUACAAGUCUCUCUUUAUUUGUUCUUAUUUAGAACCUUGCAAGGUCAGAGUUUCAGGCUUGCUUUCACUGUUUGGAUAGCAAAUAGAACUGUAUUAAUUCAAAAUGUAAAAAAGAAAUGCAACUUGGUGUUCCUUUACAUAGCAUCUUAGUCUCCUGUACUGUUAUGAGCAGGGAAGCCAGUCAGUGGUGCUGCAAUAUGUGACUCUGGGAUGCAUAUGGCAUGUUAUACAGUAGGAAGAAUGUACCAAGCUGGGGGAGGAAAGAAAAAGUACGGGAGACGUUAUUUCUAAUUAGGUCAGUGAUAUUCCCUUACAGAAAUCUCUCUUUUAUGUACCCAGUGAAAUCCUAUUUCCAUUACUAUUCAUCUGAGCAAAGGAGAAUGUUCUCUGUCUGUCCUUGCUUGGUUAUUGUGUCACUGGUGCAGUGCAACUCUAGAGAAGGUCCUCAUUUCAGAUAGCAGUCAGGCUCUUUACAGCAUGCAUGAAGUGGGAGAUGCUGUAAGAUGGUUACAUGGAGCCCAACUUAUACCCUUACAGGGACACCAUCCUGGAAUGUCCUGCGACUACUUCUGGCUUGUGCAAGGUUAGUUCAGUGAUCCCAGUGCAGUUUUCAUGGCACUAGUGUCCAUUCCAAAAAAUGACUGUCACGACUAACUCUACUGAUAACCAGCUUAGGAAUCAAGGAGUAGUAGAUACUAAGACAGGGUUUCCUGAGGUUAGCAUGUGACCAGAUAGAUACAGCUGCCUCUCAGAUUAUACAAAACCCAGACACAAACAGCCAUCUGGUCACUCUUGCUGUGAGCUGGUAACACGCACCAGAAGGAGCUGAUCUGCCUAGCCAAGUAAGCGAAUCAAACUCUUAUAGCAAGAAGCUUCCUACUAGCUACUUCCCAGAAUCACCUUGACUUUGGGCAAAGAAGUGCUCCUCCAGGUGCCCCAGGACUCAAUGUUGUGCCAUACUUCAAUACAAGCAAGGCUUUCCCAGAGCAACCCUAUAAAAACAGGAUUUGUUUAUCAAACAUGACCACAAGGAGAGAACAUGCUCACCAAGGCAUCAGAAAAGAAGCAUAUGUUGCAUUCACACUGGAGAAAUUGCCCUAGACACAGGUGUGAAAAAUGAAACAAAAUCCACACUUGAAAGCAAGACAUAUGUUGACCAUUUGCAGUUAGUGAACACAUACUACUCCCUUACUGGCAAAAUUAUAGCUUGAUGUCUUAUCCAGCAUAGAAUAGCAAUUAGUACAGUUACAGCUUACAAGUUAUAAACUAAACCUGAACAAUG
Molecule: messenger RNA, 4280 nt
Organism: Aquila chrysaetos chrysaetos
Lineage: Eukaryota; Metazoa; Chordata; Aves; Accipitriformes; Accipitridae
Gene: SMIM5
Product: small integral membrane protein 5
Exons: 7
Coding region: 574-822 (82 amino acids)
Source: RefSeq, a predicted model, not a curated record